AUAUUUGACUAUUUACUCUUUUUAUCGUGACCUGUCUGUUACAGUAAAUACUGAGUCACCAAACCUGACAAAUCGAUAUCAAACAAAGUAGGCAAGAAUUAACUAUUUAAGUCUUACAUUUCUGUUCGAAAGAGAAGUUAACUCUACUAGUUUACUCAUGUAAUCUUCGAAGGCCGAAAGAGUAAGUUUUAAUUCAAUUUACCUGUGAGUACGUAUCGCAUGUUCAACACCAUAGUACGCCUUAUCCGUUUGUUUUAAAAGCCAGUCGCUAGAUCCCUCAUUGGCAACAAAACGGGAUCAGACAUAGAAACAUUGACUUUGCCAACGACAGAGCAGGGUUGACGAAAACAGAGAAAAGAAGUUUCGUAAGUAUAUUUAUCCCAAUUUCAUUAAAGAUCCUCCUCGCAAUUUAGCUUGAUAUGGCCAAUGUAUCAUAUUCAAUUGAAAAAAAUCCUCAAAGAAUUCGUCUUCUAUUGACAAUUCGAAGGCAGGGAUUUACACUUUUGCAUCAACACUGUUUGGCUUCUGAUUCAGGAUAAAAAGUAAUAUCGAACAUUCUCUUUUUCCAAUGAAAAAUGUUUGAAACAUUCAUACAGUGACCAAAUAUACACAUUGUAACGUUUUAUAACUUAUUUGGAGGAAGAAAUCGACGUCUUUUGUAUAAAAGCGAUAAUUCAGCUCUUUCAGACAAUAAAAGCUUUUUUGGCUGGUGCAUCUUUUGUUAAGCUUUAUUCCUAAGCGUGAAGGACGCGUGUUAUCAAAAAUGGUUAAAGCGAACACCUCAGGGCUAAGUUUCAUUUCCAUUUUUCAUUUAGGGCUAACACCAUUUUCAUUUUUCGUUUAGAGUCACGCUGCGAGUACAAUGUUCAAUAUUAACCAAAUUUCCCGUUUUUGAGGUAACCUCCAGUAGCUGGAAAUGUUCCAUUGGAAAAAAAAAAAAAUUGAAGUUUUAAAGCUUGAAACUCGAGUUAUUAUACGGUGUCUGAUGAUUAUGAGAUUGCCGUACUGGGAAUCGCCGUUUAUGAAAUCGUUUUUUACGUGGCGUUUCCUCGCGUCUGAAAGCUGCUAUUGAUUGCUUUGGCUUGUUUUUGCCGUAAGAUGACAAUUUGACGGCAGAUUUAUUUUCUUACAGAAUUAAAACAUUCUCAAAUUUGACAACUUUUUGACGUAUUAAGGGAACAAACGCAUAAAAAUUUACGUCAAUUUGCUAACUCUUACGUUGUUCAGAUUUAUUCUUGGUUCCACGGACAGGUGAAGUUGAAUAGAAUUUGAGAUGAAUUUUACAGACUUUCCACAGAUAUUUUCCUCGCUCAUGGCUAUUAACUAUGCUCUACAAAGUUGAAGAUAUUUUGAUUCAAGAAAUGGCAACUUUCACGUUAUCUCUUGUGUACGCACUGUUUCUCUCCGCCAUGAUAGUUUUCAACAUAGUAGGAAAUUCCCUGGUUUGCUUUUUAAUAUUGAAGAAGAAAGCGAUGAAAACCUCCAUCAACUGGCUUCUUUUCCACCUGGCCAUCGCUGAUUUACUGGUCGCGGUCUUUUUCAUUCCACCAUGCAUUCUGAGCCAUUUCAUCGAGGAGCCAAGUGGAAUUACUGGUGACCUGCUGUGCAAGUUCAUUUUGAAUGGCGUUCUGGGUUGGGUGGCGGCUGCAGCUUCGAGUUAUCUACUCGUGGUGAUUGCAUUCGAACGCUACCAUGCGACUGUAUAUCCAUUUGAAAAGCUUAGAGGUGGUCGUUCCUCGUGGUUCGUUACUCUCGUAUGGAUUAUAGCAAUCUUACUGUUAUUACCCAGUCUUGUAGUCACAGGCUACGAUGAAGAAAGCCGACAGUGCGUACAAAACUUCCCAGAUUACUCUACGGCUCGAGCGUACAAACUUACUUGGUCAACUUGCAAUUCAGUGCUGCCGAUAUGCAUUAUGGGAUAUCUGUACAUCAAGAUUAUUUUGUGUCUCCGUAAUCACGUUCUCGUUCCAGGCUGUUCUCUGAAUUCCGUGUCACAGUCCAGGAAUAAGGUUACUAAGAUGCUCAUUUCUGUCUCUGCCAUCUUCAUCACGUGCUGGACCCCUCCCGCAAUGCUUUGCGUGUUGAGUCCCGUGAUUCCCGGCGGUUACGGCACGGUGUAUUACGUGUCCACAGCAAGCGCGCUGUUGAAUUCCUGUCUCAAUCCGCUGGUCUACACGCUUCACAGUCAACAGUUCAGGAAGGGUCUUACUUCACUAGAGUGUUUCUCCAAACCAAGUAGACGGCAUUAGCAAAACCGAGAAAAAAGAAACGGGUUCUAAACUUAUUAAUAAAUAGUUAACAAGUUUUCCAUCAGGAUUCCAAUGGAUUUCCAUGGAGAUAACUUUCAAUACUUUUCUAGAGAACGUUCUAGGAUCAAAAUUGCUUAUUCGUAUGAUUUACAGAACAUUCUGUGACGUUUUAGGUUAACUAAUUUGGCUCAACCAGAGACUCAAAUUCAAAAGGUCACCAUUUUGUGUUGUUACUGAAAACAGGCUGUUACGUUAUAUUAUACCAUCAAGGAUGGGUAAAGUUGCGUUAAAUAUCAGUGGCCCAUCCGAGGAUUUCGCUUAUCUCCAGUAUACGUAAGAUGAAGCGACUAGGAGUAUUUUUGCUCCAAGGGAAAUUGCAAAAGGUUCGACUAAGUUAUCGGGAGUUAAGAACAAAUGACCAGAAAAAGGAAAAACAAAACGGUGCUUACUCUAGUUCUGAGAAAGUCGAGUGAGAAUGGAAUAAUACAUGUCUAGAUUAUUGUAUAAACCAGAACGUAUAGUCCUAAUGGGAACAAAAGAAAGCGAAACAAAACCCCAGGAGAAGUAUAGGUACUGCGAACUUUGCAGGCUUUAAAGAGAAAAACGUCGGACUACUGCUUCAGAGUUCAUACGAUUUUUACUUUUUCGAGAAAUAGUUUCAAUGCUUUGGACUACAGUACUGUUUGCUUUGAGCUGUCACGUAUUGAAAAACAAGGUUUGAGUUAUCGAGGGUAAAAUUAUAGAGAAAAUGACCGAAAGGAAUCAAAAUUUUCUUCGACUUGGCGGGAGGUUCGAGUUAUCAAGAGUUUGAGUUAUCGAGGGUAAGAUUACAGUAAAUGUAUGACAGAAAUCACAAGGAAAUCGAUUUUGGUUCGAGUAAGCAAGGGUUCGAGUUGUCGGGAUCCGACUGUAUAGUCAGGCUGAAAUAAGGCUGUUAGCUGAAUAGAUUUGUAAAUAUAAUGUAAAGAGUUAAGCAACCCUCUGGGUGGUCAUGUGAUCAGCCGCAACCAGGGUCUCUCUCCUUGUCGACAAGGGAGGCAAUGGAGAGAGAGCCUGGGUCGAGGUUGUCGGGUCUGCCUUGUGAACUACUUGCUGCUCUUUAAAAACAAAAUAUGACAUGAUAAAUAAUUAUAAAAGAACUGCGUAAAGAUGACUCAAUAAACAGUUUAUGUUUGAUGCUAAUAGGUUAGUUAUUUUCAAGAUCUUUUAAUUGUGGAAGGCGACUUACUACUGAGAAGUUUAUACUAGAUUAGCGAAAGGGACAUAUUGAAGUCGAAAAUCAACUAGCAAAUACAUAAAAUUAGGUGAAGGUGCCUGUUCUGUCCUUAUUUCUGCUUGUUACAAUCCUUAUGAGGUGACUAAUAAGGUGGCAACAUAUAACGGUCUGGCAACCUAUGCGACUAAUGUGUAAGAAGGUCUCACUGAGUAGCUGUCGCAAAACUAAAACCAACGGAAUUAACUGAAAAAAUUAAAUUACCCGAUGAGAACUUGGAAAAAAACAGGUUAUCCCAGCCAAAAGAAAUGUUAAAUAAAUCACUAGAACCACUCUGCAAAACACUUUGGAGAUGGGCGUCCAUUCGAUGUGCGAUACGACUCGAUACGUGACUCACCCCAAGAACCUUCAACUGUGGGCGCCUCACACUCAAUUUCUUCUAAAUUGCUUGUUUUGAGCGUAAAAUAAAGAGACCAUUCUGUAGUGUAGCCUUAAGACUGACACCUGAGAAAUGGACAAAUCACUAUCCAGUUGAUUGCGUGGUUUGUUCUGUUAACACUUAUCCACUGAAUAGUGAUUUAUCCGGUGGAUAGGGUCAUUCACCUUUCGAUCAACAGAGUCCACAAUGACCUUAUCUUUUCGUUAUCUUUUCUUCUCCUCUCUUCUUUUCACUGGAGGUGUAUAAAAGAGUAGGGAUUUCAUGAGUUGAAUGAACUCGUGAAAAAGCCUACCAUUUUAUAUCCCUCCUGCAUAAAAAGGGUUAAUUCCCCCUUCGAGCCUCCCAGUAAAGUCCACUCAAGAAACAUCCCUCGCACGUGCAGAUCAAAAUUUGCAUCAGUGGCUUUCUGCAAAUAGUAACAAAUAAUACCCAAAUAUUUGUGCACACUCAGAAUAAGUGAUGGACGUAAUAAACUAAACCUUAAAAACAAGGCUGAUGAAACAAAGAGCUAGAAACAUGUCGUAGUUGUCUUAUUAUUUCGGCUAGAAGAAAACUAGCCAUUCCUAACAUGUUUCCUGACCAGUCCAAAGCUGUAUUUCUAUGAUCAACAGCGUUUAACCUGAAAAACAAUAACAGUGAAGUUCAAAACAACAGCAAAAUACAACAGUUUUUUUUUUAUUAUCUACU
This is a messenger RNA of Orbicella faveolata, 4588 nucleotides long. Its product is annotated as neuropeptide FF receptor 2-like. Lineage: Eukaryota; Metazoa; Cnidaria; Anthozoa; Scleractinia; Merulinidae. Gene Ontology annotation, molecular function: G protein-coupled receptor activity. Gene Ontology annotation, cellular component: membrane. Gene Ontology annotation, biological process: G protein-coupled receptor signaling pathway. The record is from RefSeq and is a predicted model, not a curated record.